Messenger RNA from Salvia miltiorrhiza (redroot sage), 3233 nucleotides. Its product is annotated as putative late blight resistance protein homolog R1A-3. The transcript has 2 exons. Gene Ontology annotation, biological process: defense response to other organism. Gene Ontology annotation, molecular function: ADP binding. The record is from RefSeq and is a predicted model, not a curated record. NCBI's taxonomy places the organism in Eukaryota, Viridiplantae, Streptophyta, Magnoliopsida, Lamiales, Lamiaceae. The coding region runs from base 117 to 2684 and encodes 855 amino acids.
AUUUAAAGGAAUAAUUGUUAGAUUUUGAGAAUAAAGAAUCACAGUCUCAUCUUCUACCUUCACACUCUCCUCUCAUAUUCUGCUUUCCUCUGAAACUCCGAAGCAAUAAUACAACCAUGGCAGCAGCUUAUGCAACUCUAGUUUCUGCUAUGAAUAUCAUACACAGCCUUCACCAUCAUCCCCUCCCUCCUGUUUCUCUCCCCAUUCAACAAGUUGAGUCUCUCACUCAAAAGAUUAAUUUCCUGCUCCAAUUUCUCGAGGGCUACAACCCCCAUCGUGACUACUCCAAAGAAGCGGAUCCAUUGGAGUCUCGCAUUGCAGAUGCAGCUUAUGCGGCCGAACACGCCAUUGAAUCUCAUAUUUUCGACCAGUUCACAAAUAAUGGAGAAAAUACUGUUCAUCAAUCAAAAAUAAGAAAAAAAUAUAUGAGUUAUGAUGGCCUUCGUGAAGCUCUGGAGAAGGUGAUAAAAGACAUGGCUUCUAUCGAAGAGGAGGCCAAGCAAAUUCAAGGAAGAGUUGAAGUCCAACAUCAGCUGCCUCCUGAUUCCUCGAGAUCAUCUUCGAUUCCGCAGCAGAGUAGCAUGGUGGGUGCUGAGGGUGUCAAGCUUCAAAUGAUGGAUAAGCUCACUUCUGAUCGCCUUCAUCUACAGAUCAUUCCCAUUGUAGGGAUGGGCGGCUCCGGUAAGACCACUCUUGCUAGAACUGUUGGUGAAGAACGUCUUAUUAAGGACCAUUUUCAAAUUUGUGCGUGGGCUACCAUCUCUCAAGAAUAUGUCAUUAGAGAAAUUUUUGCAGUAGUUCUUCGUCAGUUUAAUAUAGGAGUUGCUGACGAUUUGAAUGAGCAUGAAUUAGGAGAAAAGUUGUAUAAACAUCUUUAUGGUAGAAGAUACCUAAUUAUAAUGGAUGAUAUGUGGAGCAUUGAUGCUUGGGAUAGAGUUAGGAAUUAUUUUCCAAAUAACGAAAAUGGUAGCAGAAUAGUUGUAACAACAAGGCUAUCAGAUUUGGCUUCUAAAUUAUCCAACUCUAAUAGCCUUGGAAUGGAACUUUUGAAUGAGGCUGAUAGUUGGGAGCUUCUCUCCAAAACUGUGUUUGGGAAAGAAGGUUGCCCUCUUGAAUUGGAGGAAAUCGGAAAAAAGAUUGGAAAAAGCUGCAAAGGACUUCCAUUGUCAAUUGUUGUGGUGGGAGGCCUUUUGGCCAAAUCCAAGCAUACAAGAGAGUGUUGGGAAGACAUAGGGGAAAACUUGAAUGCAAGUGUUAAUUUAGAGGAUGAUGAACAUUGCUUGAAAAUACUAUACAUGAGUUACAAGCAAUUGCCAAUACAUUUGAAACCAUGUUUUCUCUAUAUGGGAGUUUUUCCCGAAGAUAAAGUGAUUGUUAACUCGGACCUCAUUAAAUAUUGGGUUGCCGAGGGAUUUGUAGAAGCAGUAAGUGGGAAAAGAUUGGAAGAGAUAGCAAAAGAGUAUUUAAAAGACCUAAUUGGUAGAAAUCUUGUUUUAAGGUCUACUCGAUAUAAGAAGAGGUGCCAAAUUCAUGACUUGUUGAGAGACUUGUGCUUGAGAGAAGCUAAAAAAGAAAGGUUUUAUAAUACGGCAUUGGAUAAUGAAGACAUAAGCGUCUUGCCGCCUAUGUCACAAGCUCGUUCUUUGACGUGGAAUGAUCAACAAGAACUAUCACCUCUCAAUAUGAGCUUGUUGAGGAUAGUGAAAUCAACUAGAUUCAACUAUGUGGUCCAAAAAGAAUAUUUAUUUGGACACGUGGAUCAAUUAGUUAACUCACGGUUCCUUGGAAUAAAUUUUUCCAGAAGAAUGGAGGGGAAUUUUCCUUGUUCAAUAUGGCGAUUUUGGAAUCUACAAACACUAAUUGUUCACACCUACAUCAAUGAGGUUAUUACUGCGCCGACUGAAGUUUGGUACAUGCCUCGCAUCAGGCAUGUUGAGUUCAGCGAAGGUCUUCAUCUCCCAGAUCCUCCUAAUGACCAUGAUAACAUUGUUUUGGGAUAUCUGCAAAGCCUCAGGAUAGUAAUAGAUUUCAAGUGUAGCGAACAAGUGGUCAAAAAAAUUCCCAAUAUAAAAGAAUUGAUUUUUAUGAAUGGGGGAGAGUACUGUGAUGAUGAGAUGUAUUGUUUGAGCAAUCUCGAUUGUCUAACUAAACUUGAGUCCUUGGAUUGCACUUUAUAUGGAAAUUGUGUAAUCAACUUUCCCCAUUCGCUCAAGAGAUUGAAUCUUUAUAUGGAUGAUUAUUGUUGGGAAGACAUAUUGGAUAAGGUAGGUGUGUUGCCCCAUCUUCAGAAGCUCACACUCCACGAUGGGUACUUCAACGAAGGGAAGUGGGAAACAACUGAAGGCCAAUUUCGAAGCCUCAAAUUCUUGAGUCUUUGCCUAUGUUGUAAUCUAGAAAUCUGGAGAAUUGAAAGCUCCCACUUUCCAUGCCUUGAGCGCCUUCAUCUUGGUGAGCUAGAUGAGUUGCGGGAAAUCCCUUUAGAUUUUGCAGAAAUAGCCACACUUAGAGAAAUUGAUGUGGACGGUUGCAGCGAUUCGGCAGUGGUUUCUGCAAAAAAAAUAUCAGAGGAACACGAGGACUAUUACGGGGAAGGAGCCCUUCAAGUUUACGUUCUCCUCGGGAGGUAUAACAAAGCAAGACUAGAGCUGCAGAGAUUGGAUAGUCCUAACUUUUAUGUUAGAUAAACGUUACUGAGAAUCACUACUACUAAGUGUGCAGUGCAGGUAAUGCGUGGGGAAAGCGCACAACACAUAAUGAAUCCAUUCAUGCAUGGAUGGUUGGUGCUCUGUUUCUCUUUAUAAUUGAAAAACAAGUGGGAGAUAAAGAGAGAUUUCCAUGGACUUCGGCUCGCGGCCACUUUCUCCACCCAUGUCUAGGCCGAGUUGGACGUUAGAGCUGUUGUUUCACUUUUCCAUUCAUAUAGGCGUGGAUCAAUUGGGAUAUCCUAAUUUUAAAUUUAGAUAUGCGUAAGUUGGCUUUUGUGCUUCAUGUUUAGCUCUUUACAUAUUUUCCUGUGGGGUUGUCACUUGUGGAUCAUUCCUAAGUUGGUGUUUGUUUAGGGGAAUCAGUUGUACUCUUUUUCCUUCGACUAGGUUUUAUCUUAUUGGGUUUUCAAGGUUUUAAUGAGACAAUAUUUUUAUUUUAGGGAUUGGUCAAUCAAGGGGAAGUGUUGUAAAUAUAUCUUUUAGAUAAAUCUUAUGUGUGUUGACUAAAAAAUCUCCUUAAAAUCAUAG